AUGGAGUCUUGUAGACCUGCAAACCCCCCCAAUCCGGAGUCGGGCGAGUCAGCCCCUCCCCCCGAUCUGGAGAAUAUGCCCGUAGAGCUGUUCUGGCAGAUGGCGCAGCACCUCCCGGUUGAAACCCUGACCAGCCUCCGCACCGUAUCCCGGAAGGUAAGCGCCAAGGCACUGCAGCCCUUCGCGCAGUGCGGCUUGCGCACUCUGUCGAUGACCCUCGAUGCGCGGGGCUACGACAAGGUGGACGAGAUCGCCAACCACGAGUUCUACCACAGAUUCCCCCAGCGGCUGGCCGUGUAUCCGCCGGAAGCCCCGUGCGACAGCUUCUGGACGGAUGCGGCGCUGCGCAAGCUGGGCCAGACCCUGGAGCACCAGCUGGCGCGGUGCCGGGAGAUGGUGCUCUACUACGGCGCGCCGGACCAGGCGGACCGGAUGGACGACAUGCUGAGCCUGCACGCGCUGUGCCGCAUGCUGGCCGUCAGCCAGAUCCCGCUCCGCUACCUGGUGCUGUUCCGGCGACAGGCGCCCGAGCGCCGCGCGAUCCAGCUCCUCGACUGGCCCCAACCGUACCUGCCGCCAAACAUCUCGGGCAUCUGGACCGAGCUGCGCCAGCUGCACGUCUACGAGCCCGAGGACAACGGCGCCAUCGAGUACCUGCGGGUGUUACUGCCGGAGAUCCUGCAGAACGCGUCGCAGCUCGAGGAGUUCAAGCACGUCGUCUCGCCGCGAGUGUUCUUUCGCUCCUACGUGAUCCCCCUGCGCUGCGCGAUCUGGGCCGGCGAGGAUCCGUCGCUGCGUACGCCCGCGCCGCUCAAGCGGGUCGAGGUCGCGGGCUCGUACAUCAACCUCGAGGACCUGAUGGGGUGGCUGGGAAGGUACGGCCCGACGCUGGAGCGCGUGCAGAUCUGCGUGACGUACGCCCACGGCAGUGCUACGCUGUGGUCGGAGGUGCUGAAGCAUAUGAAGGAGGUCUGUCCCGUGCUGCAGUAUGUGUCGGUCGUGACGUGCCGGCGGUCGCUGGGCUGCGUGGAGUCGGAGGACCGGGGCCAGAUAUUGGAGGCACUGGACCGGAUGAUUGAGACGGCGGAACAUGCGGGCAUUUAG
Molecule: messenger RNA, 1104 nt
Organism: Aspergillus fijiensis CBS 313.89
Lineage: Eukaryota; Fungi; Ascomycota; Eurotiomycetes; Eurotiales; Aspergillaceae
Exons: 1
Coding region: 1-1104 (367 amino acids)
Source: RefSeq, a predicted model, not a curated record